UAUAUCUACAUAAUGGUAGUGCGAUAUUAGUUCUUCGCAGUUCUUCGCUAGUCGCGUUGAGAAACGCUUCGCUACAAUUGACGUAUUUGCUACGUAUUUCUAUGAAAUACGCUAGACACAUCAAAGGAACUUCUUGGAUCAACUGCCGAGCAAAAUAAUAUUGUGAAAUCCAGACUAACAAUUCUCUGGACAACAUUAAUAAGAUGAUGAGACUGCCUAUUCUUUUAACGCUUUUGUAUUGCUUUUGCGUCGAUGUUAACUACAGCAGGGAAAUAACUCAUGAAGAUAUUAAAGAUGCUAUGUUAAGCUUAGUACACAUGAUGCGAGAAAAUACGGAAAAAUUGGAAAGACACGAAGCUAGAGAACGACAACUGGGCGAGCAAUUGAAAAAGACAAUAACCAUCCUGACGAAACGUGUGUCCGUUGUGGACGGCCUGAAAUUGCAGUUAACAAAAUUGGAUGAGAGGAUCUCAGGAAUAGAGCAUCUAAUUGCACAAAAGGAUGAGAGAGAGAGGAUACAGAUGCAAAAGACUGUUGACAGUCUAGAAGAUCUGGAGACUCGCUUAGAGAGUUGGUUCACUAAUAUCGAAAACAAGGUAACAGAAAUAAACAACUAUAAGGUUACACCUGCACCAGACAGUAAUCUUCCUGAUGUUCUUAACAAACUAAAUGAAAUAGAAAAUAACUUAAUAGUAGAAGUUGCAAAGUUCAAAGAAAAUCUGGAUAAUAAUAUAGUAAAGGUAGAUAGAGAAUCCGUUGCGCUAAUGGAGAAGACACAUUCAAUUUUCUCUGAGAUACAGCGUGUAGCCGCCAGAAUUGAAGAGCUUGAGAAAUCUCUGGAAAAAAUAAAACAAAUAACGCAGAAUGUUCAGGAGAGACCGUCAGAACGACAAUUGGAUUUGUCUCCAGUCUUCGAUGAUCAUGUUAGAACAUUAGUACAAGUGCAAGAAAUGCUAGAAAACACUUCUGACAUAUUACGUGAAUUACCCAGAAUAAACGAAGUGCAGACGCUCCAUAAUGAAACUCAAGUUAUGCUGCAGGAAACUAAACAUGCGUUGAAAGAUAUCAUAACACAAAGUAUUGAUAAUAUCGAUGAUAGAAUAGCGGAAACUAAGGAAGAAAACAAAAGACUCGAUAGCGGCUUACGGAUGGACUUGGCCAAUAAUGCAGAACGUGUUAAUCAGGAAUUGCAAAAUCUGGAGAAAGGUCAAUCAGUUAUGGUUUCUAUGGCCGAUCAUGUACUGGACACGAAAAGGGUAGAGUAUGGCGUACAUCAGAUCCUAUUGGAAGUGGGCGACCUUGUGAAGACCCAAAGCGUUAAUAUUAACAGUACUCUUAAUCAAAGAUUCGAUGGAAUUUCAAAUGACAUUAUGGAUAACCAGAAUGGUGCUUUAGCAAAUCUUACUGACAAGAUGGAACAGGAAAUGAAUAAAGUCUGGCGGCAGAUUAAUGUGAUGUAUCAGCAGAUGACGGAAAGUGCUCGAGCUCUAGAUAAGUUGCAUCAACAAAAUGAAGCUUAUGUUAAUAAUACAACAUUUACUAUGGGUGGAAUGGAGAAUAAGGUGGGCGAGAUAACGAAACGCAUGACAGAAGUAGAUGAAAAUUUGAAUUAUUUGCUUGGUCGCCUAUCUUUGGUAACGCAGGAAUUCAAUCAGAUUAAAACAGGUUUAGGAAAUGCAUUGGACAACAUUAAAGCUUCUUUCAAGGUAGUUCAAGAAAAAACAUUAGAUCUGACUCAUCCAGGUCCUCAUCCGCUCCCGGAAAACUAUAAGAAUCCAAACGAAUCUGAAACUAGAAAGCCAGAUGGUAAGCCUCCGUUGGAUUUUGCAAGUCACAUUGCCAAUAUACCUUCUAAUUAAUCUCAAAUUAAUAGAUAUUUAAAAUAUACUAAUUGACUACAUUUAUUCUUUGAGAAAAUAUAAAAUUUCGUAAGCA
Molecule: messenger RNA, 1935 nt
Organism: Pogonomyrmex barbatus (red harvester ant)
Lineage: Eukaryota; Metazoa; Arthropoda; Insecta; Hymenoptera; Formicidae
Cellular component (GO): plasma membrane
Source: RefSeq, a predicted model, not a curated record